AUGUUCGGUAAGUCUUCAUCGUUUCCGGUUGCGUCAACUACAAACUAUUCUUAUGCGCUUCGCAUGAAAGUUGAAAAAGUCGCAAUCAAAGCUCUUCUGUGUCGCUGUGGAGAAAUCACACGUAAAUGCAAAGGAAGGGCAGCCCAACGAAAAAUCCGUCAAAGUCAUCAGGACUCGGGGAACAAUAUUUUGUUGGAAAAUCGACAGACUAUAUUUACACAUAGGUCUGCUUCAUUUACCACCAAACCACAUCCGAUGAGCACCGUAAAAAAUUUGGAAGACCAACCGUGGUAUCAUGGACUGCGUCCGCGAAGAGAUAUACUAAGUUUACUAAAUCAACCCGGAGAUUGGCUUGUCAGAUCGACCGAUUCACGAGAGAUUCCAGAAAUAAUUAUAUCGCUCAAAAAUGAGAAAAGUCAACAUUCACAUCUAACGCUCAAAUUCGAGCAUGGGAAAUGGGCGCUCGGAGCACUGAUGAAGAAAAAAGGCUGCCCAAAAUUCAAUAGUGUAGUCGAACUCAUCGAAUACUAUCAGACGCAUGACCUCCCAGGUCGACUAAAAAUGAAGAAGGCCAUCUAUCGGCCUAAAUGGCUCAUUAAGCAUUCAUCUUGCACUUUUGACAUGGAAAAGGAUCUCAUUGGUACCGGAAAUUUCUGCAAAGUGUACAAAGGGACAUAUGAAAGGGAACCAAGCGAUGAGAUCCAAGUAGCAAUUAAGAUAUGCCAUGGAGCUUCGGUUGACAUGGUGACAGAAGAAUCCAAACAGGCGAGGGAAUCGAUGAUCCACGAGGCCCAUCUGAUGAGUUUUUAUGUUCACCGAAAUGUCAUUCAGCUGUAUGGUGUUGCCUGUGACCAUUACCCGGUGAUGAUCGUUAUGGAGUUUUGCCCCGGUGGUAACCUACAGGAUCAUUUGAAAAAAUAUAAGGAGAAAAUACAAGUAAAUGAAUUGGUGUGCUAUGCUGCAGAGACAGCUCGCGGAAUGCGAUACCUCCAUUCGAAAUCUUGCGUGCAUCGUGAUCUCGCAGCUAGAAAUUGUCUAAUUUCAGAGGAUGGGCUUAUAAAGAUAUCCGACUUCGGAUUGUCGAAAAUAGCUGAGGAAUUAGUUGGAACAAAGCAAGAAGAAGGAGAACCAGCUCUGGAACAAAUCCCGCUGCGAUGGAUGGCUCCCGAGUGUCUAAAGCGCCCGCAGUUAUGGUCACUUAAGAGCGAUGUUUGGAGCUAUGCCGUUCUCCUAUAUGAAAUAUUUAACGAAGGCGGAAAACCGUGGCCAGACGAUCCACCGAAGAAAAUCGCAACACACAUUAGGAAAGGAAAAAUGCCUGAUUAUCCUGCCAAGACUCCAACACAGUUCAGGCACCUGAUGGCAAAAAUUUGGAAUUUGAACCCCGAUGAGCGUCCUACGAUGGAUGACAUUUCUAAAACAAUCUGUGAACUCAGAAGGACGCAUUACAAACUGUUGGAUCCAACGAAGAUUAUCAUUAAAAGACUUGCCACGCCGUCCGCUACCAGAUCUAAAACUGAAACAAUUGCGGAAGACUCCGACGAAGGCUCGGUUCGGAGCAAUAGGGGCAAACGGAAAAGCAAAGAGAAGGAAUGA
Necator americanus (New World hookworm) is the source of this 1596-nucleotide messenger RNA. RefSeq lists its product as uncharacterized. Gene Ontology annotation, molecular function: protein tyrosine kinase activity; ATP binding. Lineage: Eukaryota; Metazoa; Nematoda; Chromadorea; Rhabditida; Ancylostomatidae. Gene Ontology annotation, biological process: protein phosphorylation. The record is from RefSeq and is a predicted model, not a curated record. The transcript is spliced from 16 exons. The coding region runs from base 1 to 1596 and encodes 531 amino acids.